Monodelphis domestica (gray short-tailed opossum) is the source of this 1866-nucleotide messenger RNA. It is a transcript of the gene PARP16, whose product is annotated as poly(ADP-ribose) polymerase family member 16. NCBI's taxonomy places the organism in Eukaryota, Metazoa, Chordata, Mammalia, Didelphimorphia, Didelphidae. The record is from RefSeq and is a predicted model, not a curated record. Gene Ontology annotation, molecular function: NAD+ poly-ADP-ribosyltransferase activity.
CGAAGUGGAGGGGAGGGGGAAAGAACUAGGAGAGUCCAGCUGGGCGGUGGGCGGUGACGGGCGCUGCGCGCGCACGCUUGCACGCAGGCGAAGUGGCGGGCAGCCUCGCUCUGGGGCCUCGGCGGCGGCUGCGGCGGUGGCGGCGGCAGCAGGUCGUCCCAGCCGGGCGGCUCGGCUGCUGAGCUCUCUGGACCCGCCGGGCGGGCCGGGCCGGGCCUGGCAGAGCGGGCGGAGAGCUGACAUCUCGUGGGCUCGGUGGCGGAGGGCCUCCAUCUCUGCCGAGGGAAUGCAGCCCUUCAGCUUGGAGACGGCCAGGAAAGCGGCCCAGAGGGAUGUGCUGGCAGCAGAUCUCCAGUGCAGCUUUUUUGCCUCUGCCCUGCAGAGCUACAAGCGGGACUCUGUGUUAAGGCCAUUUCCAGCCUCCUAUGUUAGCCAGGACAACAAGGACUUUGAGACCCUGCUUGAAGAUACCAGUAUGCUACCAAACCUGAAGGAACUUCUCCAGUCUGCAGAUGACAGAGAUAAAAGGGCAUGGAGUCUGGUGAGCUGGAUUUUAUCAUCAAAGAUUCUUACACUUCACAGCAUAGGGAAAACAGAGUAUGUGAAGAUCCAAGAACUGAUGGGAAUUUCAGGCACUAGUGUCCCUGCACCCGACUUUCUGUUUGAAAUAGUAUAUUCUGGUCCAGUGGAUGCCAAAUUUUAUGAGACCAAAGGAGAAAGGGAUCUUAUCUAUGCAUUCCACGGGAGCCGCCUGGAAAAUUUUCAUUCCAUCCUACAUAAUGGUUUACAUUGCCAUUUAAACAAGACAUCCUUGUUUGGUGAAGGGACCUACCUUACCAGUGACUUAAGCCUGGCUCUUCUUUACAGUCCUCACGGUAUGGGGUGGCAGCACAGCCUCUUGGGUCCUAUCCUAAGUUGUGUGGCAUUGUGUGAGAUCAUCGACCAUCCAGAUGUCAAGUGCCAAACCAAGAAAAAAGAUUCAGAAGAAAUAGAUAGAAAAAGAGCAAGAGCCAAACAUAGUGAAGGGGGUGAUGUCCCUCCCAAAUACUUUGUGGUUACCAACAACCAACUUUUACGAGUAAAAUAUCUGUUAGUUUAUUCGCAGAAACAACAUAAGAGGGUCUCAAACCAGCCUUCCUGGAUUUCUAAUCAUCGCUUCACCCUCAUGAUGCUCCUGUAUCUGCUAUUGCUGAUCAUUAUAGGUUUCAGCAACUCUCCCUCUUUCUUGCACUACUGGAAUCGAGCAUUGGAGUCAAAAAGAUAAACUUACCUAACUCAGCAGGAUAGCCUCUGCUGUAUGCCUUAGCACCUCCUGAUCUAUUAGCUCCUGCACCUCCAACUAGAACUCUGGGCUAGAGGCUAAGGAGGGGCAUUUAUCAGAACACUGUAAUGAUACCAGAGAUCUUGACUGCCUUCAGAUGCUCCUAGAGAACUUUUGUGCUUCUUAACUGGUCACAUUUUGGAGGACAGUGUCAGUAGGUCACACUCGCCCAAGAUUUCAGGAUCACUUUGCUGUCCUCUCUGUUCUUAGCAGUUCUGGGAAGCUGACUUUUUAGCAAGGGCCAAAGGAAGAAGCCUGCUGUAUUGAAAAACAAGGUGUCCAGGCACUCGGCAAUAUGUUUACAAUUGCCUCUGGCAGAAACCCUCCCUUUUCUAAUGCCUUUGGAAGGUGGAAAAAUAUGUUGUGUGAGGUAUAAAUCAUCGGGCAGUUGGCUUGUUUUGACUCAAAAUGUUGCAGAGGAACAAUGAUGUUUCUCACGAAAUGGGAGAAAUUGUUUUUGAUUUAUAAAUUUUGGCUGUAGACCUCUGAAUGUGACAACAAAACCUUUAAUAGUUUUAACCAUUUUCUUGAGUAUCUAGAAACAA